Molecule: messenger RNA, 10894 nt
Organism: Pecten maximus
Lineage: Eukaryota; Metazoa; Mollusca; Bivalvia; Pectinida; Pectinidae
Product: inositol 1,4,5-trisphosphate receptor type 2-like
Exons: 69
Coding region: 204-8474 (2756 amino acids)
Biological process (GO): calcium ion transmembrane transport
Cellular component (GO): endoplasmic reticulum; membrane
Molecular function (GO): inositol 1,4,5 trisphosphate binding; inositol 1,4,5-trisphosphate-gated calcium channel activity
Source: RefSeq, a predicted model, not a curated record
CUGCUAGAUUAGCUCGGAAGUGUUGGGAAUUUACUUGGCAAUAAUCCAACCAGGAAAAAAGUUCUUCAGUGUCAACUUUUUAUCUUCAACCAAUAGUCAAACUAAAAAUGACAGCUACAUGAUGUGUGCCUGAUGGAUUUAUACGGGACAAUAAUGGGACAUAACCAACUUUGUUCAGAUGACGUGUAGGCAGCCGUGACGUCAUGAUGAUGUUGAGCAACACGGCUGCGGGCGAGUACCUCAAUGUGGGGGACUACGUCGCGCUGUACUCGGUGGAGACGGAGGGAUAUGUUUACAGCGUUCAGUCAAGCUCCGUCCACAGUGGGUUAUACAUAGACCACAACCAGGACCGAGAAAAGCCGUCCAAAAUUCCUAACCCCCAAGCUGUCGUCUUCGAAAUUGGAAUCCAAAACCGAUACAAAUUAAACAAAAAGUACCGGAAAUGGGUGAACCAAGCGGCGUCAACAACAGACCUGACGGAGGACAAGGGACUGUUGGCCCAGGCCAAGUUUGCAGCAGAUGCCGAGAAUGCGGAUAACGCUGCAGAACAGAAACGUCAGAUGGGCAAGAGAGUUCGAUACGGGGACAUCGUACAGCUGAAGCACGCCUUGACGAACAAAUACAUCCACAUGUGUACCUCACAGACCAGCCAAACCGACAAAAACAACAUGGUGAUCAUGCUGCAAGAUUUCAACGCCAAAAACGCUCAGUUUCGUAUUCUACCUCAGUACAAAGUCAAGUCGGAGGGCGAAGUGGUCCAAAUUUAUGACCAGAUUGUGUUUGAGAGUAUCAAGUCUCCAGGACAUUUUUUCCAUGCCAGUGCUGCCUAUCAGAUCGACCAUUUCACGUUCGGGUCGGAGGUCAAUCUUGGAGUGGAGCGGUCCGGGUUUACACUGGUUCGAUUCCACAAAGGGAUAGCAGAACAUGACCCAUAUGUCAGGGGCGGAUCGGUGAUCCGACUGUUCCACAAGGAGCUGGAGGCGUACCUCGUGGCGGAGGGGCUAUUUGACGAAGAAGUCACGGAGGAUGUUCACUUCCGGAUCCGGGUAAUGGACCAGCACAAGCCUCGGACCCUAUCACCGCCUACUUCUGGGAACACAUUUUGGCAGAUAGAAGCGGAAAGUGGCAUCCUUAAUGGCGACAUCCUACGAUGGGAACAACAGGUUCGUCUGCGUCACAUGACCACCAGGAAGUACCUGUGUAUUGACGCUACAAAGGAAAUAUCGUUGACAGACGAGAGCGAAGACCCGCGGACAGUUUUCCGUCUCUACUCCGUCAUUAGUGAGAGAGAUGAGAUACGGUUCGAGAGUUAUUGCCGCAUUGAACAUGUAUUGACAGGAUUUUGGCUCCAUGCAUUGAAAGACGAAGACUAUAUAAGGAAGAAGUUCCGUAAUAUGGACAGUAAUGAGGACCAGAGUUUACGGGGGUUGAGGUGGGACUCCGCUCAGGUUAGACAGGUGGCGGCGAGUGGAGAAAGUCAGUAUGACGAUGCCUUUACCAUACAGUUUGUGGAACAGAUCCACCAGGACGAAUUUAACUAUAUUAGUGGAAUGGUGCCAUUUCUCCUCAACCUAAUCAAAGACAGAGAAGAAAGACAUUUCCUUAAUGCCAAAAAGACACACGUCGUACUUACAGCAAUGGAGGGAAUACGGAAAUUCAUGAUUGUAAAAACUCUUCCCAGUAAAAACAGACAAAAGUUGAUGAGGAAUUUGCGUGUUAUUGACCUGUUGGUUAAGAUCCUAAAGUGUCCUCUGGACGGCACGGCUGAUGAACAGAAUAUGGUCCAGGUGUUCAAGGAGGCUUACGAAAUCCUAUAUACGUAUAUGAUAGGCAAGAGCAGGAAAAACGCCCUCUACUUCGCCAAAUAUAUCGAGUUCUUCCAGACACAGUUCACACAAAAGGGCGGUAUAGGACUGAACGUCGCCCAAAUGAUUGUAGAACUGAUCCGCGACAAAAGGAAGAUCGUGGACAGGAUCACACACGAACAAAUCAACGAAUUUGUCGGCCUUUUACAGAAAACACAGAAUUACCGUUUUCUGGAUCUGAUGCAUGUGUUGUGUGUCUGUGAUGACGUAGCUAUCCCAAACAACCAAUCAUACAUCGUACAGCGCUGGAUGCAGGAGGAACAGGGAAGAGGAAUAUAUCUGACCGCCCGAGGACAAGACAUCAACAGACAGCCAAACAUCCUUUACAUCACUACCAACGGUGGUAAAACAUGGGACUCGCUCCACACGUUCGUCGACCCAAAGGCGGAAGAUUACGACAAAGACAAGCAUGAUUUCCUAAUACACCAACUAGACUUGUACAAGGCCCUGUGCCACGGUAGGAACGACUACUCCAUCAACAUGAUCACCAAGGAGUUACGGUACCUAACAUGGGAGGAGACAUUCCUGUCGCUGAGAUCUGACAUUCUACCCGACGCCAUCCGGGCAAAAUACUGCGACCUCACCACAAGUUUAUUUGUGGAUGUGGGGAACAACUACUCCGUACUGGACCACCCAAAUAUCUGCUUCGUCUACGACUAUGUCGGCUCCAAGGACGAGGAGAAAAGUCAGGGAGACUUCGUUGUCAAAGAAUUGGUUGCCAUUUUUCCUGUUCUGAGGGACUGGAUUGCGGAAUUCCUACAGGAAAAUAAAUGCAUGUUUGCUGAUGAUAUUGGACAUAAUAUGCUGAUUGAACAGGUCUUGCGGCUACUCUAUCACCUGGUGAAGUUCGGGUAUUACCUGGAUGCGGAGGAUGUGGAACAACUCCUACCUCCUAUGUUGAACCUCCUCGACGGACGACAUGACUUCCCAUUCAAGAAAGACAGGGAAAAGGGAUUUUCUAAGGAUGCCAUGAAGCUAGUCCACCAGUUUCAAACGGUAGAGCGAUUCUUACCAAAUCCAGAAACAGAAGCCAUCGUCAAUGCGAAAUUUCAGGUAUUAGAAGUAUUGGACCUCCUCCUUCUCUAUCAGAGAAAUUCAAGACUACAGAGUUUUGUAUCAAAAUUCAAAGUAGCAGAGAAGUGCUGUGGGCAGAAGAAAUCACAAAAUGUGUUGGUUUCUAUGUUGUUUGAUGAUUUUGAUCCCCACGACCAGACCAAAAAAGCGUUGAAAUCCCAGAAAAGGAUUAUAAAGGAACUGCGAGAAAUGUUCAACAGAGCGGCUAUAUUUGAUGUGGAAACGCUAACCCGAGUACUGACGGAUUUAUCAAAAUACAAAUACAACAAAAUGAUUACAAAGUCCCUUAGCAUUCUCAACAAAGUGUACUCAUCAAAAGAUAACGUGUUUCGGCUGUCCAAGAAAGCGCAGAUCCUGUUGACUCAAGAUUCGGCGAGAGUCCAUCGGGAGGUGCUGAAGAGUAUGCCGAUCCUAAGGAGGCUGGCGAAGGCUAAGCUUGAUGAACAGCAAAAGAAGCUGAUGGAGACGAUAUUAGAUGACCUUGGAGAGUUCUGUCACCUUCCUAUGACGCCAGACGAACCACACCCUAUGAACCAAAACAUCUUAAUAAGUAACGGUAUCCUGACCAUACUCUUUGACCUCUUAACCCAGGAUAUUGACACGAAACUGAUGGAAUUAUAUCGAGGGAUGAAAGACGUGUUCAAGAAAACGUUCCAUCUGGUGAAGCUUCUCGCGAGGGAAAAUGACCGUGUGCAGUUCCACCUGUUUGACCGUUUGGACGUCCUAUUGGAUGUACGAGUGGUGGAGUCGGACCUCGCCAUAAGUCUCAAAGAGGUGUUUAUGGGUAACCAGAAUACAUGUCUAAAGAUCAGUCCCCGCCAAAUCCAGAAGAUAGUUUCACGUGCUGCGGAGCUACAGGAGCGCGCGCCGGAGUUCCUAGACCUUCUUGGGAUGAUAGUGAAAGUUGUAGGGACAGACCUGACACUCAAACGUAAUCAGGCCUAUGUCAUGAAAUAUAUAAUGCAGAACUACAAAAAAGUCGCCUAUGUCCUCGACUUCAGUAGGGAGGAGCGAGAGAAGAUUUUGACCACUCCCAACAGGAUAUGUACACUACGGUAUUACCUCUGUCUCCUCGACCUGUUGGCUAUCUGUGCUGAGGGCGAGAACAUGUUUAUCGAAUCCCUGUGCCAGACCAUCCUGCCUAUGGACGACCUUCUGUGGGUACUAAACAACCCAAAGGUGGACGGUACAUGCAAGAAGCCCUUCAUUCGCUGUCUGCACCACAUCUAUAUGAAGAGCAACAACACAAUGGUUGACACAGGCUCUGGCGAAAUGUCUCACAACGAAGACCUUUGGGAGUAUCUAUCGAACCUGUCAAUUGAUAUGAACCGACUAACUGACAGCAUCAAAGAAGACCCAGACAAAAUUGCUAUCCAUCUUAAAACAGCGCCCGAGAAAAGUGGGCCGGCAAGUGUCACCGAUUUCGAGUCCUCCGCAUACGGGAGUGUCUUGUACUUUCUGGAGGCAGUACUUCCGUUCCUCGAGACGUUCUAUCGAGAUUUUUACUAUCCAGACCAAACCACAUUUGGAAACGAAGUUGAUGAAACGGACCACAUGGCAAAGGCCGUAGUGAUGUUCUGUGAGAUGGUUGGCCCACUCCUCUACAAACCUACCCAUAUGAAGAACAUGGUGAAUUGUCUGACGGUCAUUGUUCCCAUCUCCAAUAUGCCAAACUCGAAUAUAGACCAUGUACUGGACCGGUUCUCCUCAGGGAUCACGGUAGAGGAUACAUCCAGUGCUGUUCGACGAGGAAAUAUAGAAUAUUAUGCUGAUGAAGUUGAAAUCAACUGUAAAUUCCGGACCUUUGCUAAAAACGUGUCCGUGGUUUUCUUUGGGCACAACAAAGUGCAGGCUCAACUGAAAGUCAAGUCUAACAGAGAGUACACAGAACUUGGUGGUAACGAAGAGAUACCACUAGGAGAAGAGUUUCAGAGUCACGUCAAAUGCUUCGUCAAUGCAAGUGAGAAAAAAGUGGACAGAAAGUACGACCCGGCCGCCAUUUUGAUAGAACAACUUCAUAUAUCUAUGGGCCACAAGCGUAUGAGCGAAGCAGCAAGACAGGAAAUGGACGAUUUGAACAUAAAAUGUAUCCAACUCCUCCGGGCCAUUGUACACAACGAGGAACGCAAGAUGCCAGAGGACUGGGAAACGAGGACUACAGAACCAAAAAUAAAAAAAACUCUGAAGCUGAUUACCGGGAUACAGAAUCUGUACGACAAGAAGGGAGCUAUGAACAAAGCCUUGCCCCAUCUCUCUACACGUAAUGAGGAACUGGCCAAGGAAGUACUGGGCUUCCUAUGUAUACUACUGUUCAACGCCAAUACGUCUGUACAGCAAUCUAUGCUGAACUAUUUCCUGUCGACACGAGAGGAAGUAUUCUUCAUGGCUGUCCGGGACAGAAUGGCGUUGUCCACCAACUCCAUCAAGGAAAAAACUCUGCUGAGUAGACGUUCUCUCCAAGCUCAACAGGAUGCUAAGAAGAAGGAUGCUACUGACACGUUCGGUACUAAGCUACGGAAAGGAUUUCCUGUCAGUAUCAUGGCCCUAAAGCAAAUACAGGCCUAUGAGGAUGCUCUACGACAGCAACGGCUAUCGGGAUGGACUAGGCGGCGGCCACCAAGCGUGAAAUGUAAGAAGAAAAAGAAAAACAAGAAACCCAAAGCUCCAAAGGAGAGAAAGAAAAAACCGUCGAAGGUGAAGGAUUCCUCAUCUAACGGUCUGAAGAAAGAGGUUUCAUUUGCGUCUCCAUUGUCAAAAGAGGACCAGGCACUAAUUGUCAACCAAGAUAUGGAGACUGAACUAGUCGCUAUCAAGAUAGAGGAUCCACCAGAGCCUGAACCACAAAGUUACGAGGAUGACUCGCCAUUGGAGUACCGGAACGAUGGAUAUAUUGAACUUGUACUGAAAGUCAUGGCACGCAUGUGUGACGGUCAGAACCAGCAUUUACAGGAUUACUUACGAGAACAGCCAGACAAUGUCAAGUCUUUUAACAUUAUCGCCGAAGUGACGAGGUUUCUGAAUGUAGUUUAUUCCAACAUUACUGGUAAAAACAUCGACCUGGUUAUCCAACUUUUCGACACUAUGAACGAGUUCACGGCAGGGAAUCAAGAAAACAGGAUUGUCAUUUAUGACAACAAAAUCAUCGACUACAUUAAUUUCAUUCUGAGAGCUGGUGACAUCGAGUAUUGCUCGACAGAAAAGAUUCUUGGUCUACGAGAGAGUAUAGCCAAUUUGAUUCUGUCACUUAUAGAAGAGAAUGGACACGGCGCAUCAGAACUUACAGUGGAAGUGAAAGACACAUUGGACAAGAAAUCUGUGCUCCAGCUUCUCACUGAAUGCUACGAGAUGCAUCAACCGGACAAGAAGAAGUUGGAAGAGCUGAAGAAUAUUACAUCAGGCGACGUGGUUGUACCACAGUCUAAGAUUAAGUCGUUCGCCUUCGCCGGAGGCAGCUUUCUACAGGGCGUAAUGGGUAACCAGAAAGAUGAGAUGGCCGAUACGUACAUGGAUGUCGGCUUCCGACUGUAUCUUAUACUUGCCCGAAUGGUGGACGUCGACCCCAAACUUAUCGACCACUUGAGGAUGCAACCCUUACAGACAAAGGCAUUCAAUUUCUACAAGAAGAACUGUAUGUCAAUAGAACUGGUAAAGGAUGACGAACUCCAGAAGGUUAACUUCCGGGUCAAAAACAAGCGAGUGUUGCGAGAGGAAGUAAAAGAAAGUCUUAAAUGGAAUGUCGAUCGUUCUUCUCCAAGCAAUAAAAUCCGUGAUGUCAUGGAAUGGACCAAGGAUAUUAUGAAAGACAUAGCUUACCAGAGGAAAAUUCUUAGUAACCCCAUAGCUAUAGGCCUAACAAAAGGAUGGCUUAUCUGGAAUCACAUGGUGACCAUCCUUAGUUUCGCCAUCAACAUUUUGAUGCUGGUCACGUGGCAGGCAAAAGCGUCACUAGCAACCCCAGGUUUGAUGGACAAUGCAACCGUUAUCCCUGAGAGCUUGAUCGACCCUAUCCCUGUUAUAAAGACCUUGAAGGUGAGCGAGUACGAGAUGGCUAUCUACACCCUGGGAGGACUACAUAACUUCUUUACCCUGCUCGUAUUCAUCAGUUACUUUGUCGGCAAUCAUCCCAGGAUGCCUCACUUCCGUGCUAUAUUCACCUCCUUACGAAAAACGUGUUCACGAAAGAAGAAGGACGAUGAGUUAGAGGAGGACAAGAAGAAGAAACAUCAGUCUAAGCUUGACGCCAAACUAUUCAGUUUCACCACAUUUUACUACAUGGCCUUUCUGGGCCUCUCGGUGGGUGGGACCGUUUACCAUGGUUACUUCUUUGCCUUCCACCUUCUGAACAUUGUCAACAACAACCAACUGCUUGGAGGUGUCAUCAAGGCCGUCACACAAAACGGAAAAUCGUUACUAUGGGUAGCGGUCCUUGGUCUGUGUGUGUUUUACCUGUACGGUAUAGUGGGGUUCGCUAUGAUGCGGAGUAUGUUCCAACCUAGCGACUAUCUGUACUGCGACACAUUAUGGCAGUGUACCAUCACUAUCGUUCGGUACGGACUCAUUGGAGACUUGUUCGAGGUAAUGAAAGCACACAGGCUAGAGGCCACCUUCCAAAAGUUUGGCUUUGUCGUCUUGUAUCAUGUCUCCUUCUUCAUCUUUAUCACAACCAUUGGGCUUAACAUCAUCUUCGGUAUCAUCGUCGACACCUUCUCUGAGCUCAGGGACCUCAAGUGGACAGCGGAGGCUGAUAUGAGAGACACUUGCUUUAUAUGCAGCAGGAACAGUUAUGAUUUUGAACACCAUGGAAAGGGGUUCGACCACCACGUGAGACACGAGCACAACAUGUGGGCGUACAUCUUCUUCUUCAUACAUCUCAACGGCACCAAGAUCAACGACUUCACAGCCUUAGAGCUCUACGUCCACAAACUGCUGCUGAAGGAGAAUUACGAUUUCUUCCCGUUGGACCGCGCCCUGUCUCUGUCCGGUAUGGGUAAAGACUCCACGGAAACCAAGAUAGACGAUCUGCUGUAUCACGUGACGUCCAUAGUGGAGAAACAACGCAAGGAGGAGCUGGAGAAGAAACGCCAUGAGGAAAGAGCUCGCCAGAAAGUGUGGGAACAGAAGCAUCGUUUAGGUUCGUUCCGCAGACGUGCAAAGCUUCCAGCUCCACUAGAAAAGGACCCCAUGACUGGUCUUCCACUUACUCCAAAUCAACAGGACGACCACCAACUUCAUGGGACAGCCCAACAACUUGGUCAACUACCCCCCUCUCAGUACCUGAAGCCGAUCUUCCCGCAACCUACGGGGAUUUCCGGCAGGACGACGCCAAGACGUUUCAGUGACGUAGGUCUUGUCACCAGUCUGCUUGGUCAACGGGCGGAUGCAUAUACACCAAUGCCAUCCGCCCUUUCACGGUUUGACAGAAGACCGUCCGCUAGCAGUAGAAGCGGAAGUCCGUCCCGUCUAGACCACGAGCCACAACGAUUCAGGAGACGAAGUCCAUCUAGAUACGAUGACGACGAACUACUGCUAGGGUAGUCCUGAUCGUCUUGGUGACCGUGGCAGAAGUCCAUCCAGAUCGCGCAUGGGCAGCGAAAGUGACCUGCGAGGAAAGAGUCCUAGCCCUCUCUCUCGUCGUGAUACUAUGACCAGUAUGUUAAGUCCGCGCUGGGCAGACAGUAGGUCUACCAGCCCAAGAGGGGCAACAGUUUUCUUCCCAGACUCAGAUCCCUUUCCUCCACCACCGCCGUUGCCAUCGACAGACCGUCGUGGAAGUGACUUCCGACUCGAGACCGUAGAAGGUCCGCAGUAUUCUCAGGACUUUGACUAUCCUGAUUAUGAUCAGGAGGACGAGAGCUAUUUGGACAGAGAUCGUCGGAGAGACAGGAGAGAUUCGCAAUACUAAACACAGCAUCGGGCAAUUCAAUAUUGUUUGAUUUAACUCUGGAAAGACAGGACAGAACCGUACUACAAGGCAGCACCACAGGAUGACAACACUUCCUGUGUGAGACAUGAUGGUUACAGAAGCUGAAGCAGUCACUGAGGACAGCAUUCACUAAAUGAGAGACUCGGGAGACUAUUUCGUCUUCCAUGAAGUCAGCGACUUUCUCAAGAACAUAAUUUCUCCUAUACGCGUCGUUCAAUGAGGAUAAUAAUUACUUGCAGGACUCAGUAUUUGAAGAGUUUUAAAUAGAAAGCAGUAUCUAUGGCAAUAUUCGGGAGGUUUAAGAUUGAUUAUAAGGAUGAACCAGGCAGAUGUGUUUCUGAGAGGGACAGUCGAACGUGGAUCGAGUUACAGCAGUAUGAUACCAAGGUCCCGACCUACAAAUACAAUAGUACACGAGUAUAAUACCUGCGUAGGUGAAGAUGUGCAUAUUAUUUUUGAUGGGUGAAAAAACAAACUAAUGAUGACCAUAACUAUAUCCAUAUGUUUAGAAGUAGUAGAUAUGAAUAAGAUGUACAUUGUAUAUUGAAUUGCGUGUGUACGUACAAGAGUAUUAGCCAGUGAAAUGCUACAAUCAUUCAGAGAAGAUUGAACUAACUGACUUAUCAUCCCAGUAACCACAAUAUGUUAAUGGCAUCAUCUGUGAGUUACACAUGUAUGUUGUUUGUGUGCGUUUUCUCCAUAUAGUACACAAAAUAUUCCGAAACUACGCAUUCCAGUUUGCCAUCGAAUGAAAUAAAAGAAAAUGAUACGUAAAGCAAUUGUCCUAUGAAGAAAAUAUUAGUUGGCUGUGUAGUAGAUAACAUCGCUUAUAUAUAGAACAUACACGAAAGCCAGUAAUGAUUGUCGUAUAUUUAACUAUCCGACAUAAAUUCGUCAGUUAAUCCAUUGUUAUUGUAAAUUACGUUGUAAUAACACGUGACAUAACACGUGAUAUAACUUAGUUAUAUCGUAUAGAACGUCAUGUACACGGUAUUGGUUUCUUCUUCAUUACCUUAAUAUUUUCUUUUUAUGUAUACUUAAGUCACACAUUGGUCUUGUGUCAGCACGGAAAAAAUAUCUGUAUUGCGAAUUAAAUUAUCACGCCAUAGGUUCAAUAUUAAUGAAAUGAUAGAUAUUAUCAGAUAACUACCAUACAAUCCACACUACAUUCCUAACUAUGACUCAUAUACUGGAUACGCUUUGGACAAAACUCAAUUCACCACGAAGAUAACCUUUUAGACAAAAGGCAGAGGAAACUCAUAAUGUCAGUGGCCGUCGAUAUUAAGGGGAGACAACUCGCACCAAACGCUACUUCAUCACGCUCCAGCGUAUAACACUCCCCGGUAUGCCGUUAGUAACGACUUUCCUAACACUAUCGCUAUUACUAUUAUUCGCUAGAUUCCCAUAGCACCACACUCUCAACGUAAUAUAGGGCCUACGUUCAUAGUUUCACAGUUAAUGAGCACUGAUUAUGUCCACUUACCAAAACUUAGUCCCUGUACAUAGUGACGUCAAAUUUGAUCGCGUGAGAAAUGCGAUUGUAGUGUGUCAGCAUGAGUUCUGCUAAGUGUGAGACAUCCAUAUCGAGUGUACGAUCAGUUAAUUAUAAUAUAAUUAUCUGAUUUUAAUUUUACUUCAUCGUUGUUGAUAUUUCUUACCAGUCCGUAGAAACUUGUCAAUCACUCUAUUAACUGGUAUCUGUUUCAUCACUUAUGUCUACCAAAGGAGUUGUUUCUCGCCAUCUGAGAUCGUGUAUACAUGUAUCAUUCUACCAUCAAUGAUGUCUAUAUCGAUUUCACCUGUACAACAUUGUGACAACACUGCAGAUAACGUCGUGUAAUAGUGUUAAUAGGUUAGAGCACUGGUGAGAUAUAUUUUGUAAAUACCUACACACAAUGCCAUGUACGUCAGCUGUAAGUAUAAAUAAGAAAUAUGUGUGUACACGUGUAACUAAAACACUAGGUGUACUACUCAGUCACUAUCACCUGUCAAGUGUUUGUCUAUUUCUGAAUAAAUCCUGAAAUUAAACUGA